This is a messenger RNA of Vitis vinifera (wine grape), 3772 nucleotides long. Its product is annotated as LRR receptor-like serine/threonine-protein kinase RGI2. Bases 345 to 3611 code for a protein of 1088 amino acids. Gene Ontology annotation, cellular component: plasma membrane. The record is from RefSeq and is a predicted model, not a curated record. The transcript has 2 exons. Gene Ontology annotation, molecular function: ATP binding; protein binding; protein kinase activity. NCBI's taxonomy places the organism in Eukaryota, Viridiplantae, Streptophyta, Magnoliopsida, Vitales, Vitaceae. Gene Ontology annotation, biological process: hormone-mediated signaling pathway; protein phosphorylation.
AUCAUCACCACAUUGAUAGAAAUUGCAACUUCACACCCUAAAACAUUCAAUUAUAUCUCUCUAGCCAUCUCUGCAAUAAAUCCAGAAAACAGACUGUCACUUCUGUCCCCAGUAGUUAUCCCCUCCAGUACAGUCUCACUUGAACCAGGCAUAUUAAUUGUAAAAGCCGAAAGGGUUUUGAAUAUUAGUGAUAUUUUUUUGUUCUUUGUUUGUAAUUCUGAGUGACAACAAGGGCAUUUCAGUGUAGCAUUACCAUUUAGUGGAAACAAUCAGAAGAAUAUGUUGUGACCAGUUUUGGUAGAAUGAUAAGAGAUAAAGAGGAGUAGCAGAGCACCAACCUCAUCAUGUCAAGCAAUGCAAUCACUAUUUUUCUCUUGUUCCUCAACAUCUCUCUGUUCCCAGCCAUCUGUGCACUGAACCAGGAAGGCCUCUCUCUGCUUUCAUGGCUUUCAACCUUCAAUACUUCUUCCUCUGCCGCUUUCUUCUCUUCAUGGAAUCCAAACCACCAGAAUCCAUGCAAAUGGGACUAUAUCAAAUGUUCCAGUGCUGGUUUUGUUUCAGAAAUUACAAUUAGCUCCAUUGAUUUUCAUACUACUUUUCCCACUCAGAUCCUCUCCUUCAACUUUCUCACCACUCUUGUCAUCUCAGAUGGGAAUCUCACCGGAGAAAUUCCACCUUCCAUUGGGAACUUGUCAUCACUGAUUGUCCUGGACCUUAGUUUCAAUGCUUUGACAGGAAAAAUUCCGCCUGCAAUCGGAAAAUUAUCUGAACUGCAGCUAUUAUUGCUGAAUUCAAAUUCCAUUGUCGGAGAAAUUCCAAGGGAAAUUGGAAACUGUUCCAAGCUUCGACAGCUUGAACUGUUUGAUAAUCAGCUAUCCGGAAAAGUCCCUGCAGAAGUAGGCCAACUGUGGGGUCUGGCAGUUUUUCGUGCUGGUGGAAACUCAGGAAUUUAUGGAGAAAUCCCAAUGCAGAUGUCAAACUGCCAAGAACUAGUUCUCUUGGGUCUCGCAGAUACUGGGAUUUCAGGGCAGAUUCCAUAUAGUUUUGGACAGCUGAAGAAGCUCAAGACUCUUUCUAUAUACACAGCAAAUCUCACGGGUGAGAUUCCACCAGAAAUUGGGAAUUGCUCAUCCUUGGAGAAUUUGUUUGUGUAUCAAAACCAAAUCUCGGGAGAGAUACCAGCUGAACUAGGCUUGCUGAAAAAUCUUAGGAGGGUGUUAUUGUGGCAGAACAAUCUAGCUGGGAGCAUUCCGGCAACCCUUGGGAAUUGUUUGGGUUUGACAGUAAUUGAUUUCUCACUGAAUUCUCUGACAGGUGAGAUUCCAAUGUCUUUUGCAAAUUUAGGUGCAUUAGAGGAGCUUCUUCUGUCUGAUAACAACAUUUCUGGCAAAAUACCACCAUUUAUCGGCAGCUUUUCCAGGAUGAAGCAGCUUGAAUUGGAUAACAACCUGCUUUCUGGGGAGAUUCCAGCCACCAUUGGACAACUAAAGGAGCUCUCUCUGUUCUUUGCUUGGCAGAAUCAGCUCAGUGGAAGCAUACCGAUUGAGCUGGCCAAUUGCGAGAAACUUCAAGACUUGGAUCUUUCACACAAUUUCCUUUCUGGGUCAGUUCCCAAUUCUCUCUUCAACCUCAAGAAUUUAACCAAGUUGUUGCUGAUAUCAAACGGAUUAUCAGGUGAAAUUCCACCUGAUAUUGGCAACUGCACCAGUUUGAUCCGUUUACGCCUGGGAUCAAACAAGUUCACUGGUCAAAUCCCACCAGAAAUUGGCCUCUUAAGCAAUUUGAGUUUCCUUGAAUUGUCAGAAAAUCAAUUCACUGGAGAAAUCCCCCCAGAUAUUGGCAACUGCACUCAGCUUGAAAUGGUCGAUUUGCAUGGAAAUCGGCUCCAAGGCACCAUCCCCACUUCUUUCCAGUUUCUUGUCAGUCUCAAUGUCUUAGACCUUUCCAUGAACAGGAUGUCUGGUUCUGUUCCAGAGAACUUGGGCAGGCUUACCUCCUUGAACAAACUUAUAUUGAAUGAAAACUACAUUACUGGGCCGAUUCCAAAUUCACUUGGCCUCUGCAAGGACUUGCAGUUCUUGGAUAUGAGCAGCAACAGAAUCACUGGUUCUAUCCCAGAGGAGAUUGGUCGCUUACAAGGACUAGACAUCCUAUUGAACUUGAGUAGGAAUUCUCUUUCAGGACCCGUUCCAGAAAGCUUUUCCAAUCUUUCCAACCUCGCAAACUUGGACCUCUCUCACAACAUGUUGACAGGAAGCCUGAGAGUCUUGGGUAAUCUUGACAACCUUGUUUCUCUGAAUGUCUCAUACAAUAAUUUCUCAGGUUCUAUUCCAGAUACCAAAUUCUUCCAAGAUCUCCCAGCCACUGUUUUCUCUGGCAAUCAAAAGCUCUGCGUUAACAAGAAUGGUUGCCACUCAAGUGGAAGCCUCGAUGGCAGGAUAUCUAAUAGAAAUCUUAUCAUCUGUGUUGUUCUCGGGGUAACUCUGACAAUAAUGAUCAUGUGUGCUGUGGUAAUAUUUCUUCUCCGAACUCAUGGAGCUGAAUUUGGGAGCAGUAGCGAUGAAGAAAACAGCUUAGAGUGGGAUUUCACGCCAUUCCAAAAGCUGAACUUCUCCGUAAAUGAUAUCGUGAAUAAAUUGUCAGAUUCCAACGUAGUUGGAAAGGGCUGUUCAGGCAUGGUCUAUCGUGUUGAGACUCCAAUGAAACAGGUGAUAGCAGUGAAGAAGCUAUGGCCAAAGAAGAGUGAUGAGCUACCUGAGAGAGACCUGUUUUCUGCAGAAGUUACAACACUAGGAUCGAUAAGGCACAAAAAUAUAGUGAGGCUUCUGGGUUGUUGUGACAAUGGAAGAACUAGACUGUUGUUGUUUGAUUAUAUUAGUAAUGGGAGCUUUUCUGGAUUGCUUCACGAGAAGAGAGUGUUCUUGGACUGGGAUGCAAGGUACAAGAUCAUCUUGGGAGCAGCUCAUGGUUUGACUUAUCUUCACCAUGAUUGUAUUCCUCCAAUUGUUCAUCGCGACAUCAAGGCCAACAAUAUCUUAGUAGGACCACAAUUUGAAGCUUUUCUAGCAGAUUUUGGACUUGCAAAGCUGGUUGGUUCUUCAGAUUCCUCAGAAGCUUCCAACACAGUUGCAGGCUCUUAUGGGUAUAUUGCUCCUGAAUAUGGAUACAGUUUGAGGAUCACAGAGAAGAGUGAUGUAUACAGCUAUGGUAUUGUGCUCCUAGAGGCAUUAACAGGGAUGGAACCAACUGAUCACCAGAUUCCAGAGGGUGCCCAUAUUGUUACUUGGAUCAACAAGGAACUCCGAGAGAGAAGAAGAGAAUUCACAUCAAUUCUUGAUCAGCAACUACUGAUAAUGUCUGGUACACAGACCCAAGAAAUGCUUCAAGUGCUUGGGGUGGCUCUCCUCUGUGUGAACCCCAACCCAGAGGAACGACCCUCCAUGAAAGAUGUGACAGCAAUGCUAAAAGAGAUCAGACAAGAAAAUGAGGAUUACGAAAAGCCAAAUUUUCUUGGCAAGGGAGUUCCUAUCAACCCAAAAGCAACAGUUGACUGCUCUAGUUUCUCUAAAUCAUCUGAACCUCUAAUUAGAUCACCUACCUCAUUGCCAUAGUUUUUAAGUUCCGUAUUAAAUUUAUUGCUAUUUUUUCAAGCAACGAAAUAAUUUGUAUAGAUUGAUCUUUCCCUUAUGUAGAAGUAGUAGCAGUAGUAGCAGGACCUCAUGUUGUCAUUUAUUGUAAUUUUAGUUUUGCCUCAUUCAACCUACUUUCUUCA